Messenger RNA from Striga asiatica, 2326 nucleotides. The record is from the annotation of a GenBank genome assembly. NCBI's taxonomy places the organism in Eukaryota, Viridiplantae, Streptophyta, Magnoliopsida, Lamiales, Orobanchaceae.
GGGAGAUAUUUCAAAACUAAUCAAACUCGAUGCUUCCGAGAAGUAUAUGUUCCGUUGACUUCAGCAAGACUUUGAAACAAAUAGUAUGUUAUUGGUCAAAAGGAAUGCGUUGCUACAUUAUCAUCACAAGCUUAAAUGAAUGCCUGCUUGUGCGCCUGUGUAAUUUUCAUGCUCGUAUUCUGUCCUUGAUCACUUGGGAUUCAUCAAGAACAAAAAUGGCAACCUUGGCGAACAGCAACCCGUUCCACUACAUCAUUAACGUUGAGGACAGUACCGAGAGCUGGGCCUUGCCACUGUACAGAGCCUUGAACCACGGAGAUUACGAGACUGUUGAAAUGAUCAUAAGGCAAGAACCUACAGCAAUCACAUCAAGGCUGACCCCAUUUGCUGAGACUCCAUUGCUUGUGGCCGUGAAGGCCAGGCAAGGGCUGCCCUUCUUAAGGAAGCUGCUCGGUUUCAUGCCGCCAGAGGCUUUGGCCCUUACUGACUAUUUUGGCAAUACUGCCCUUCAUGCGGUGGCUGUGCUGGGAGACACUCGGGCGGCUGCUUUGUUUGUGGAAAAAAAUAGGGACCUCCCAAAUGUGUGGAACGUGGAUGGCUGUUUGCCGAUACACUUGGCGGCCAUGAGAGGCCACCGAGAGAUUACUCUGUAUUUGUGCAGUGUUGCGAAAGAAGAUGACUAUUCGGAUCUGUUCAAAGGCUCUGCGGGCGCUCAGCUCGUGCAUUCUGCUGUCACCGCUGGAUUAUAUGAUUUUGCACUGUAUCUAUUGGAACACAAUCCAGAGUUGGCAUUGCAGUAUGAGGACAUCUCUCCCCUGGAGCUGCUGGCUCAGGAGCCUUCUGCUUUUCCGAGUGGAAUGGACUUCAAUAUUUGGCAGCUGCUCGUCUAUUCCUGUGUUCCAAAGAAGCUGAUUGAGAUGCCCGAGAGUUUAGCAAUCAUGACGAAGUCACUAGAUUAUCGUCCUUUCACGUUGCAUCGCCAGUGCAGGAAUCGGUUUUCAAGAGGAAACUCUACAGGAACCAUAUGUGAUACUAUGGAAGUCGUGCCUAUAAAGCGCAUUCGUCACACUAAAGCCAUGCACCAUCAAGCACUCAAGAUUGUAAGACGAGCGUGCUCGGAAAUCAAAUGCUUGGACAACUCAAAAGCUUCCUCAAUACUGACGAGCCCCUUCCUUAUAGGCGUGCAAAACGGCAUCCAUGAGAUUGUUAAAGAGAUUCUCGACUCAUUUCCUCAUGCAAUAACCUUUGCGGAUGAGGAGAACCACUCCAUAUUUCAUCUGGCAGUUAUGUACCGUCAUGAGAAGAUAUUUAAGAUUGUCCACGCGCAAAGCGGACAGUACAAGAUGUGUUUGUCGCUGCUUUUGGAUAACGCGAGGAACAAUAUUCUGCAUCUUGUGGCACAUAAACCCCAUCAAGAUCGACUGGACACGAGCACGGGGUCAUUUCUUAAGAUGCAGCGUGAACUACAAUGGUACAAGGAGGUGGAAAAAUUCGUACUACCCCACGCUCGGAAGUCUAAGAAUGCCGAUGGCAAAACUCCGCUGGCGAUAUUCAACGAGCAGCACCGUGAGCUGGCAGCAAACGAGACACAAUGGAUGAUGAGCAUGGCGACCUCAUGCACGGUGGCCGCAUCCCUUAUCGCCACCGUAGCAUUUGCCGCCGCCAUCACUGUGCCUGGCGGCAAUGAUGCCGGCGGCCUCCCAACCUUCGCCGACGAGAACGCUUUUGUUCUUUUCGCGGUCUCGGACGCUCUCGCCUUACUGUCGUCCGUCACCACCGUCCUUUCUUUCUUGUCUAUCUUCACCUCGCGGUACACAGUCAACGAUUUCCUUUAUGAGUUGCCUAACAGGUUAAUAGUUGGCCUCAUCUCCCUCUUCCUAUCCGUGUUGUCCCUUAUGGUGGCCUUUGGCUCAACCAUGUACCUCGUGGCAGCUCGGAAGAAUGGCCUUCUCCUCUUGCCCAUAGUGGCGCUGGCUUGCGUCCCCGUUACUCUCUUCGCCUUUUUACAGCUUCCUCCGCUUCUUAAUAUGAUCAGCUCGACGUAUGGUCCGAGCAUCUUCGAUUAACUUUUAAUGUUGCUAUUGAUUUGUAUCGAGUUAGAAUGGUUUCAUGAUGUAUUUCAGGAUUCAAUAUGUAUAAUUGAUACAUUUGGUCAUUAUGUUGUUCAGCUAAAUUAAGUGACCAAAUUAUUGUAUAGAUACAUUGUCUAAGGAACUUAAUUUAAAUUUUGAAAUGAUUAAAUGUGUAGAGAUGGCCACGGGUUGACCCGGCCCGGAACUGGCCCCGGAUACGCCGGUUUAUGGCCGGUUCAGGGUCUAUUUUUUUU